Oncorhynchus tshawytscha (Chinook salmon) is the source of this 418-nucleotide messenger RNA. RefSeq names its product protein odr-4 homolog. Gene Ontology annotation, cellular component: endomembrane system. The transcript has 3 exons. The coding region runs from base 32 to 418 and encodes 128 amino acids. The record is from RefSeq and is a predicted model, not a curated record. Gene Ontology annotation, biological process: intracellular protein localization. Lineage: Eukaryota; Metazoa; Chordata; Actinopteri; Salmoniformes; Salmonidae.
GAUAACCCUAAAAGUAUUUUACACCACUAAUAUGAACAUAAUGUCCAGCAGAGUGGAGAUGUUCCUGGAAGAUAUUUUAAUAGAGAGAGAGUCAGCAGGGUCAGUUGGUUUACAGCUAGUGCUCCCUCGCAGAGUUUUUGCCUCCUUGCCCGGCAUGGGCCUGUGUGUGUGUGACUACAUGUUCCGUGACGAGUGUGUGUCCGACGUGAGUGACCAUCUCAAAGAGAUGCUGGACAGGGACAUGCCCGAGAACAACAUAGGCACAUCCCAGGAGGCCCUCUUAGCUCCUACGAUUGACCUAGAGAAGAUGAUUCUUCAGAAGUACCUGAAGGCUAAAUCUACUGUUGCCGCACCUCCUAAGACACCCUCUGAAGAUCCCACUGAAGACCCCAAAACAUACAAGAUGUACACCACAUGA